Messenger RNA from Aspergillus neoniger CBS 115656, 981 nucleotides. Its product is annotated as HVSL domain-containing protein. Bases 32 to 934 code for a protein of 300 amino acids. Gene Ontology annotation, cellular component: nucleus. The transcript is spliced from 3 exons. The record is from RefSeq and is a predicted model, not a curated record. Gene Ontology annotation, molecular function: 3'-5'-RNA exonuclease activity. Lineage: Eukaryota; Fungi; Ascomycota; Eurotiomycetes; Eurotiales; Aspergillaceae. Gene Ontology annotation, biological process: U6 snRNA 3'-end processing.
ACCACUUCCAACCAAUGUCCCUGACCCUGUAAUGGCUUUGGUGCAAUAUUCUGAAUCUGAAUCCGAAGCAGAGAACGAGCCCCCUCAGCCCCCAGCAAAAAGGCCCCGUCAAGCCGCCAACAAUCCAUCUUCCUCACUCCCACCCUUACCAGCCGCUUUUCACGAUCUCUAUGCCUCCGGCACUCGUGUCAGCGUGACCGACGACCCCAGUCUCCACGGAGGCCGAAAAAGGGUCAUUCCCCAUGUUGAAGGGAACUGGCCGACCCACAUCUACUUGGAGUGGUAUCCAUCCAAAGAUGAGCUUUCUAUUCUUAGCGAUGUCAUAGCGCAGAUCAAGGAUAGGCUCGAUGGAAGCACGAUUCAGCUCCACAGCCUACUACAUAGUGAUCUUGGCGCGCAACUGCCCCUCCACAUUAGUUUGUCUAGACCGGUCGUGCUACGGACAGAACAGCGACAGUCCUUCUUGGACAUGUUUCAAUCUCAGCUGAAAGAGUCGCAAAUUCCAACGUUCAACGUCUCGACAAAUAGCCUCGACUGUGUCUCAAAUUACGAGAAGACGCGGUGGUUCUAUGUCUUACGUGCGGAAAAGCCAGAAGAAGAUAAUUUGAAUCGUCUUCUUCAGCUGUCUAAUCGAGCCCUGGCGCGGUUUGAACAGCCUCCGCUAUACGAGUCGUCGCAGGAUGUGGCGGCUGUGCGGAAGUCAAAUGGUGGUGGUACGACACUGCCACGGGUGUCGAGUGAGUCUGGCCAGUCUGGGGCUGAUUACUCUCACUGCUUCCAUAUCUCGUUGGCAUGGAGCUUGAUGGGUCUGUCGUCUGCAGAGAGAGAGCUGAUCGGAGGUGUGGAUUUGCGUAAAGUACGUGAGUUGGGUGUGCGGUUUGAUUGUGUCAAGGUGAAAAUUGGCAAUCAUGUUUCUAGUAUACCGCUGCAGUAGAUGAUGAAGUUUAUUUAGACAUAGAGUUGUACAUAGAAGCAUUUGCU